UAUUUAUCGUCGAUGACCGCGGAUUGAAAAAUAACUUCCAAGAUGCACGAAGGAUAGAAUAAUCUGGAUGUUGGGAUGAUAUUUUGAAUAAGUAAAUUCUAAACCAAUCAGAAUGCGUGUUUCGAUGCUGGACAAGAACGAACGCAAGCGCACAUGGUGGAACCUGUUUGAGCUUAGCAAGCACGAGACGCACGAGGAAAAUUCUGUACGAGACUACGAGGCGAACAAGGAAAAACGAAGGCAAAAAGCGAGGACAGAAUGGACAAAAGCAAAGUCUUAAACGUGUGGAGUUCUUCAGUGGACAGCUAUACCCCACAUAAGCAACAACCAUCUGCCCCAAGCAAGGCUAGCAAAAACGAAAAAAGCAUCGCAGUCAAAGUGAAUUGCAUGUCUUUCUGCCCAUUUGAAGAGUUUGGAAAUUUUGUCGUUCUUGGAUAUUCUUCUGGGAAAAUUGCAUUGGCUGAAAUUGGGACUUUUGGAGUCACCGUUGGAGAAGAGCAAAGCACUGAGCAGCAAGAAGUUGGAGCUGUGGCUUGGACAAAGAGUAUUCAGGGACAAAUCUUAGCUGUCUCGACGGAGAGAGAGGAUACUUUAGUGCUUUGGCGAGUGAAAUUUGACAGACGAGCUCUUAGAAUUCACAUGCGACUUCUGGAUGUCGCAUUUGAUUGUGGAAGAGAGGUCCGUCUUUGCUGUUUAGCCACUCUACCUGCAGUGCCAAAUCUGGUUGCGACUGCUGGGCAGAGUGGUAUAAUUUAUGUAUACCACAAAAAUUACAUCUUCCCAUCAUUUAAAAUCAAUAAGGCUCAUGCUUUGAAAGCGCACACGUCUGGAAAAUCUUUAGCAAAGUCAUUAGGAAUUUGCAGUCUUAUUUUUAUGGAUAGCACAACUCUUAUUUCUGCUGGAGUUGAUGACAUGAAAGUUAAAUUCUGGAAAAUUGAUUAUACUUACGUUGGAGAUGGCGAGAAAAAUUUGCCCAUGACAAAUAUGCUGAAAAUGAGUGCAACUAUCUGCAGCAUUGCUUUGAACAAUACAAAUGGUCUCUUUGUGAGUUGCCUGGACAACAAAAUCUAUAUGUAUGACUUGAGCAACUUCCUGCAAAAACACUUGCAAACCUUUACUGGAUACGUCGCUGGAAAAUUUUCCUCAAUUUCCAUCAGCCCUUGCGGUUCAUACCUGGCUUCAGGCUGUGCCCAGGACAAUUGCAUUUUCAUCUGGGAAACUGCCACGAAGCCCCAUGAAAAUCCCCCCGACAUUUCUCCGGUGUUGAAGCUAAAAGGUCAUAAGAGCAGCGUCCAGUUGGUUGAUUGGUACAGAGCUAAAAAUGAUUCAAACGUCUUUAAGCUCAUUUCAGCCUCAAAGGAUGGUGAUAUGCGUAGUUGGAGAGCUAACACGGAUGGUGUGAAGGAAAAACUUAUUAAAGGACAGGGCUGCAUGGAGAUCCUGGACGCUGAUUAUAGGGAAAGAUUGACAGGAGAAUCAUCAAAAGGGUGUGCUUUCCCACAGAAAAACAAUCAAGAUGCUCUUGGAGAAGAGGCAGAGGUGGCUCCUGAUGCUGGUGAUCAGAAAAUAGAAAGGCAAAGUGUUACAGAAAGUGCUCAAAGAGCUGGCGAAGUGGAGGAAAAAUCUGAUGAAAGCAGUGGCAACGAGGAUGAAACACUGCCAGAUGAUGUUUGGAACAAACUUUCCUUAAUGUACUGAAAAGGCUGCGAUUCAUAUUUUAUCAGUUUUGCCUUUUGCUGAAAUUAUCGAUCAUAUAUAAUAAAUAUUAUAUGUGCUCGGAGAGGUUUAAAAUUUAAUAAAUCAAUUUUGGCUAAAAGAACUCUG
Neocloeon triangulifer is the source of this 1824-nucleotide messenger RNA. RefSeq names its product protein lethal(2)denticleless-like. Lineage: Eukaryota; Metazoa; Arthropoda; Insecta; Ephemeroptera; Baetidae. Gene Ontology annotation, biological process: proteasome-mediated ubiquitin-dependent protein catabolic process. The transcript has 8 exons. Gene Ontology annotation, cellular component: nucleus. The coding region runs from base 259 to 1698 and encodes 479 amino acids. The record is from RefSeq and is a predicted model, not a curated record. Gene Ontology annotation, molecular function: protein binding; protein-macromolecule adaptor activity.